CUCUCCCUCUUUUUCUCUCUCUUUCGGAGAGAAUUGAGCGUAACCCUAAGCUUAGAACUCAAAUCUCAACUAUGGCGGAUCACUCUUCCAAUCACGAUAUUGAUUCAGGGUUUGAUCGUGGUUCACCACAACCACGUCUUUACAACCCCUACAAGGAUCUUCAGGUUCCUUAUCGGAACUUUCAGCUUCCGAGCUCCCCCGAGUUCCUCUUCGAUGAAGAAGCUCGCCGCCAGCGUCGAUCUUGGGGCGAGAAUCUCACAUUCUACACUGGUUGCGGUUACCUAGCCGGCGCAGUUGGCGGCGCGUCUACGGGCUUCGUCUCUGGCGUUAAAUCUUUUGAAUCGGGUGAUACUAUGAAGCUCCGAAUCAAUCGGAUCCUAAACUCUUCUGGUCACUCAGGGCGUCUCUGGGGGAACCGUCUCGGUGUGAUUGGGCUGCUAUAUGCUGGUUUGGAGAGCGGGAUUGAGGCUGUGAGGGAUACAGACGAUGUGUGGAACUGUGUUGCAGCUGGACUUGGCACCGGCGCGCUGUAUCGUGCAGCAAGAGGGGUGAGAUCGGCGGCGGUGGCCGGCGCUAUUGGCGGCGUCGUGGUCGGCGUGGCGGUGACAGCUAAGCAGAUGUUGAAGCGGUACGUGCCGAUAUGAGGGGAGAAGGGGUGUUAUUUUGCAAUUUUGAUCAAUAUACUUCUUGUUAGGAACGCAAAUGGAUCAUAGUUUUAUAUGGGAAACUGUGAUGAAAAUGCUGAGGAUGCAAUUAACUAAUUCAUUUUAUAUUUUCAAACGAGGUUCACUCGUGCUUCUUCAUCAGCUUCCUUGAGUGAUGUAAUUCGUCGAGUUCUCUGAUAAUGAAUAAUGUCCAUGAAUUUGAACCUGUUAUAUGGGAAUAGCCUGGAUCCAUUAUUUCCAUUACAUCUGAUAAUUUGGAUGUAAUUAAUGAAAUUAUUUCAAGUUUGAUUGUUUUCA
This is a messenger RNA of Momordica charantia (bitter melon), 962 nucleotides long. RefSeq names its product mitochondrial import inner membrane translocase subunit TIM23-2. Gene Ontology annotation, molecular function: transmembrane protein transporter activity. Lineage: Eukaryota; Viridiplantae; Streptophyta; Magnoliopsida; Cucurbitales; Cucurbitaceae. Gene Ontology annotation, cellular component: TIM23 mitochondrial import inner membrane translocase complex. Gene Ontology annotation, biological process: protein import into mitochondrial matrix. The record is from RefSeq and is a predicted model, not a curated record.